Molecule: messenger RNA, 11692 nt
Organism: Athalia rosae (coleseed sawfly)
Lineage: Eukaryota; Metazoa; Arthropoda; Insecta; Hymenoptera; Athaliidae
Gene: CAP
Exons: 27
Coding region: 704-9139 (2811 amino acids)
Molecular function (GO): protein binding
Source: RefSeq, a predicted model, not a curated record
AAAUAUUGUAACUUUUUCCGUCACUUUAUUUCACGACCGCGUUUAAUUACCCCGCGAAAAUUUCGAACGAGUGAUUCCGCGGCGUUAUUAAAAUAUGUGUACCGCGUCGGGGAGUGACAAAAAGAGAUACGAAAAAAUGUCAUCAACGUUCGGCGCAGCUACGAGAUCAUUUAUGACGAUUCGUUAAUUUUUUUCAACCGAUUCGUCAACACGGUGAUAAAAGUCUGUGAAAAAGAUAGUGGGACGAGAAAAAAAAAAAAAAAAAAACGAUGAUCAGAUGCCAUUCUGACCCCUGAAUUAAACUUGUAACGCCGAAUCGAGUGGAUGAGAUAAAUACGUGCAUUUUAAUCUUACUUGCGCAAAACUAGGUCGAAGUUUGUUCGUCCGAAUCUUCAUUUCAGUGAGAUCGCCGCCGGCAUUCGGGCCCGGCAGAUCGAUAAGUAUAUAUAUUAUUAUUUUCACCGAAGCUGUUGGAAUUGAAGAAUGAUAAGUCGGGAAAAAUUUCAUCCCCUUUAGAGUCGCGGAACAUGUAAUAAUAAUGAUGAUGAUAAUAAUACGGGUGGAGUGAAGAAAUGUGAAUGUCGCAGUGCAGUGUGAAGUAUUUGAGAAAUUUACACUUCCGAAUUUUAAUUCUAUUUUAAUUUGUCAUUGCAAAGUGGUGAUACAAUAGAAAAAAAAGGAUUCAAGAACGAAAUAAGACGAGAUGUUGAAAUUUUGUUCACCGGGCGGAAGACGUCGUAACGCAUCGGUAAAUCCGGGCAGCAAAGCGGCGCAGCAGGGCGUCAGAGAAGGUGACUUGAUAAGCAGUAUCAACGGAAAAUUAACACGAAAUCUCACAAACAGCGAAUCUCACGAUCUCCUUCGGGGUGCUGGUGAACAACUGACCCUCGGAUUGAACCAGGAAGGACAAAUUGGCUCGCCCAAGAGACGGAUAUACAAAAGCAGUCUGCAGGAAAACACGUCAACGGAAACUCUGAAAAAAAUCACCACGAAAACCAUCAGCUCGAACACUCGCCUGGUCCAGCAGACGUCCGAACAGAAGAUCAACGGAUCCGAUGAUACGAGAAAUGAUAGAAGUUACGUCGGUCAAAACGGUGGUCUGAAAACAUCGACGGAUCAAAGCAACGGGGAAGUGAAAAGCGCAGAGGAUUACGAAGCUCUGGACUACGCGACCGACGCUGAAGACGCAUUUUCGACGAUGCCGCAUAACGCGCGUGCUAGGAAAAACCGACGAAAUCGUCAACGGAAACGUUUUCAAGCUGCGACGACGGACAAGUGUCCCGCGAGCGACGAGACCUCCUCAGAGGUCGCUCCGCCCAACGAAAUAAACGAAAACUGUAACGGCGCCCACGUUGGCGAAGGUCAAGACGCCGUUCUCAACUCUGAAAAUGAAAACGACGAAAGUGUCGUCGCGCCGACGAGGCUAAACGGAAACGAGGAGGACGCCACCUCCGAGAAUUUGGACUCGGAAAAGGACGACGUUGUUUACGAGAGCAUAAAUUUCUCGAAAAGGAAACCGAAGAAUCGUUGCAGAAUAGAGAAGAAGGCGUUGGACACGGAGAUCAGAAUCUGCGAGAUAACCACCAUCCGCAAUCUUCCCUGCGAAGCUAAAGUCGAUCACAUACCCGGUGUGGGAAUUUUGGAGACCGGGAGCACCAAGGCCGUCGAACCCUUUGUGACCGUCGACGAACCCGUCGAACCUCUUUCGAAAACCGUUGCCUCGGCUGUCGCCUUGGCGUUGUUGAAGAAAAACAACAGCCUCGACAUCCACGAGGUCAGCGACAGCGACGUCGAACCGGACAACAGCAAGGUUAUCGUCGUCGAGGUGGAAUCCGACGUCGAAAAGGAACCCGUCGGCGAAAUCGUUGAUCUCGACGAAGAAAAUACCACCCUGACGCAAUCCGAGGUCGUUGAAGAGGACGCGACUUUAGAGAAAUAUUACGAAGAUUUGAGGAGGAAAAGAGAGAAGGUCAAGGAUGAGGAGAAAACGGUAAGAUCCGACGAAGAAUCGCUUCUGACGGCUGAAGAGCAGGAGCUACUGAAACCAGAGCCACCGAUGUCGAAAGAAGUUGAAGAAAAGCUGCGUUGUUUCAUCGAAGGUCUGAAACUCCCUGCAUCUCCCGAAGAAGCGAGAGACGAUUGUCAGAAGGCUGAGGACGAACGAACCAAAGCGGAAAGCAAGGCGGCUAAGAAAGCAAAGAAACGCGCCAUUUUGGAGUCGUAUUUUUCGCAGACCCAAGCAGCGAACCGAUUCCUCGGUAUAAUUCAAGAGGAAGGUGAAAAAUUAUCGGAGGAUGACGAGCAACAUAUACGGGACUUCAUCAACGAAGAGAUAAGCAAGUACCGAAGGGAGGAGCGAAAGUUGCGGGAGAACGCGGAUCACGAAGAGCUCGAGGAAUUCAGGAAAAGUCACAUCAGCGUCAGAAUCGAAGGGCCCGAUUUGGUCUUCCUGAAAGAAAGCUCGGACUCGCCGACUACCAACGAAAACGAAAUCACACCUCGGGAAGAAAACGUCUACGAAAGUAUCGAGUUCAAAAACCAAAACCCCUCGAAUUCCGACGUCGUCAAAGUCACGACCUCCGUCAAGGAGCUACCGGUUCUCGAGGACGUACAACGUCGAAACUUGGCGUCCAACCACGUCAAUGCGCGGGAUUCCGAAAGCAGGCAUCCCCCGGAUCCACCGAAACGUUCGUCGAGUUUCAACAACGACGUUGAACCUCAGCGACCACCGACACCACCGGAAAUAGACUAUCUCAACGUUCUUCCAGAGGUGCCACCUCUUCCGCACGGCGUGAAUUCGACCGGACAGAAAAUACCACCGGUACCACCGAUCCGCAGGAAAAGUGUGCACUUCGCCGAAGAAGACGAGAUGAUUCUCAUCCCGGAACGGCCUCCCCCCGCGGUCCGGGAGGAAGAGAGCUUCUUCCGCGAAAGCGGAUGCAUCGCGGACUCGAUCUACGAAAACGUAAAUCUCACCAGAAGCACUUGCAAACACCCGCCGGACGGUUCUUCGAGAAGCGAUGUGGGGCGUAACCUGCACACCGUUAGAAUAUGCCAGUCUAACGUUAAGACGGAAGAGAACACGGUCGACUUCAUUAAAACAUUGUUGACAAUUUUGACGCAACGAAACACGACGUACCAGGACGUCCAGGGCUUUUUGUCGGGCUUCGACCUCGGUGUUCUGCCGAAGAAUAUCAGAGACAUAAUCGACGAACUGAUGGAACCCAGUUCACGUGCGUCGAGCGAAAGUGACAGUACAGAGUUGCGUAAUGCUUCGGAUUUCGUUUCCGAAAAUAUUGGCGGGUCGAGGAAUGACGCCACCCCUGAAACGGCGCAUGACCGAGGUGACGAAAAUCCGAGAGAAUUGCCAAAUUCUACCCACACAUUGUUCGAAGUACCCGACGGCGCCGUGGCCCGUACGGAGAGUAACGUCAGCGAGUCCCGUCCUAGUCUCGAUGAAGAGUUUCUGAAGGAAUUUUCAUCCAGAAGUGAACGUAGCGCGACGUCUAGUACGACCGCCCAGGAAGCGGCUGUCAUUGAAGCGAGGGAAAAAAGGGAACGGAUAACGACCGAAAUUGACGCGUUUACGGCGGAUGCCGCGCGACUUUGCCCCGUUAAAAAUAACCAAAGUGAAAACACGUUGGAUCAGCGUGAGAAUAAUAGCGAGAAGCACAAGUUGGAGGAGGCGUUGUGCUCUACGAACGCCCUGAGUCCGGCGGAAUUGAUAGACCAAGAUUCGUCCAGCAGUGCGGCAUCUUUGAGCACGGCCAAGUACAACCCCGAAAGUUCGUCGUUGACCGACAUAAACUCCGUCAUUCACGAGGACGAGAAAACGACCACGGAUUCCCCGCAGCCCAAACGUAAACUGAAACUCCUCAACGAAAACGGGGAUCAAAAGACCGACGGAAAGGAGGACCAAGAUUCCCCCCAGCCUAUACCCUACUCUCCGGUGGAGGACUUCUACUACCCCACUUUUGACGAAUCGGAGGGAUUCGACAAUUUGGUCGACGCUAAGCCCGACUUGCUCAAAGAUUUGUGCAUCAAAAAAAUACUUUCUCUACCGUACGGCGAGCAGAUCAUCAACGAGAUAACCCUCCCGAAGUUCAACAUAUUCAAGAACCUCCAGACGAUUCAAGAGUCCGUCAAUCUGAUCCCCGAAGGGCAAACGAGAAAUUCCAAGGGUCCGAAAUCGAACGACGGCAGUUCUGAUCCGAAAACAGCCGACACCGAAGGACCAAGCUCCGAGGAGAUGAGCGAGCGAAGACCUCGGACUUGGAUGGGCGUCCAGACCAGAGAAGACCCGCAAGUCUUCGUCUGCCUCUCGCCGUCGCAGCAGACCAAGAAAAGCCCGACCAUCAGCGCCGACAACCUGCUCGAUCUCCACAAAAAGUUCAUCGAACGUCGCGGCUACCACGAGUCGGAGAAACGCGAUGAAAAAAUCCUAGAAACGUACCGAAUGGAGGUGCGCAAAGAGGAUGAAAAUCUUGGCUCCCUCUUGCGAUCUGUGGGUGUGGAAGAUGAUGCUAGAAACGACGGUCGGUCGUCACGCUGGAGUGGGGAUUGGCACAUUCCGAUGCCUAGCAAUCGUCUCUUGGAAAUUAUAAAAGAAAACUCAGUAGCCUCGCACGUCGGUGGUUCGGGUACGUCGUCCAAGAUAGAGGGUAUCGUACCGCGGAGUAAGGACGCGAUACACGACUAUUAUUGCGGUUCGAAGUGCACCGGGUCUUCGCGUAACGCGAACGGUGUUAACGGGAAAAAUUGCGCCACCAUAACGCGCGUUCCCUCGUUGGAAGAAAAUCAGGAGCGUUUGAGGGCCACUCGACUGUCCGAUUGGUUAAACUUGGCGAGACGCAACUCGGUCGAUGAUACGAAUAACGCCCCGAAGAUGAGUGGUGAUUUAUUAAUAGAGGAAUCCAACAGGCGCAAAUAUGAAACCACUGAUAAGUUCGCCGCCACUGGUAACACUCGACCAGUAAACAACGAGGCGUGGGGCGGCUGCCGCGCCGCGCACCCAGAGAUAUCUGGUUCGGUGAAUGUUUCGAACGGUGCGACCGACGUGGAAAUCAGCGUGGAACAACGUGCCGAGAAAAUAAGCAGAGUGGCUACCCGGAAAAUCUCCGAAUCGUCGGCCAACGGUACGAAAAACGUCGAACAAGUUCACUACGUGAACAGCGCGCUCAUAGACUGUUCGGGCGACCACCCCAUCGCGCCCGUUUCCAGAUCCGCAACGCCCUUCAGCAAAAAUCCCAUAUCGUGCAACAGUGCUAUAAUCGAUAAAUCGGGGACGGGCGUUGAAUUCGAAAGGAGGACGCCGAUCCCGAAGAAGAACGAUGCCGGAAAGCACGUGAACGUUAAUUCGGCGUUGAUAAACGACAGGCCAGAGGUACCGCCGAAAAUGAAGAGAUCCGUGAACGUCGACAGAUCGUGCAUCGACACGACGAGUAUCUUUGACAAAGAACCGCCGCGAAAUCAUCUGCAAAGAAGGCGUCAUCAGGAGGGCGACAGGAUGAAGCAAUGCACGGCUGUGGAAAUCAUGGAGAAUCUCAAACAGCUUCAAUCCGAUAUGAAACAGCAGAUGGACGAUAGGAGGAGGUUCUCCUUGCCGCAGGAAUAUUUUGACAAGCAAUUGAGCUACAUCGAACAGCUCGAGGAUCAGCUGAAGAACGUCAUCAUCGCCGAGGAAGAGGAGCAGAAGGCGUACGAGGAAGUCGUCAACCACGUGGACAAAUUGAAACCGAGACCCCACAGCAUCAUAGGCGGGCCCUCCGUCAACUUUAGGGACUUGAAAUCGACGCCUGAAACUUCACGCGACGCCUGGUCCUCCAAGGACCGUCAAAACGACGAGAACGGGUACAAGCACAGAGAUGUUUGGCACGAGGAGUCCAAAAAUAUCACCAAAGACAGAUCGGAGUACGUGAAGAAAGACGGUUGUCACGAGGAGUCCAAACGUGUAUCGAAAGAAAACGGUUGUAGAACUGAAGAAUCGAAGAGCUCCGAAAGUAGAGAGGAAAGAUACGUGAUAUCGAAGAGAGGGGACCUGAUAGAGAGGGUGCAGCCGAGAUUGAAUCCUUUUAGGACGGACAGGCCCAAAUCUACGAUAUCGGCGGUGGCGACCAGCGGCGAAAAGUUUCGCGAACAGAUGUACAACGAGUAUGUUAAUAAAGUUCAGGAACGAGAGGACCGCAAGCAGCACAAAGUUAUAAAAAUAAGUUCUCACAAGGACGUCGGCAGGCGAGAGAACGAAAAAAUCGGUAAACUCAGGGGAGGAAGUAUAGAGAAGGAGUUCAUCGCACGUGCGAAAAAUAGGCUCGACAAGUUCGGCAUAAAGCUCGACGAGAGCGAGUCCGAGGUCGAAGGUCAAUCCGGCGACAAGGUCAAGAGCGAUGAACCGAAAUACGUAAUCGACGGCGACCAGGUGAUCGAUGUCAGGACCUUGCCGAAACAUCUACAGGAGUUCUUGAGGCUCGCCUCGCAGGACGACGACGAAAACAACAUGUUCGCUCCUACUUUCAAAGCGACCGCAACGAAACCAGGAGUCUGGUCGCCAGGAAGCGAACCGCCUCCAGCACCGAAACAGCCGAGUCCGGAUCGUGGCAAGGAGGGCGACGCCUCUGAGAAGGAUGCUGGAAUACCUCCCGUCUGGACCCCAACCAGCGCAACCACCAGCCCCGUUGUUGAACGCAAAGAGUUUCGUCCAGUUCCCUUUGAGAGUCCUGUUCUGAGUAGGAAGAACAAGGUUCAAGCUCAGUCUUCGACGGAAGAGGCUCCUCCGCCUUGGGAGGGUGAGGAGUACAAGAAGGAAGCGAGUCAGAUUCUUUCGCAAACGAUAACAACUCGCAUCGUUAAUUCUCAUUCAGCGCCGAGUCAAGGGUUGAACACGUUGGCCAGCCCCCCUCGACUACCCAGAGCUCAAAAUCCGACGAUCACGCUACUCCAAAAGGCCAGAGAGGGACAAUUACCCAAGGGGGCUGCUUAUUUGGAAGAGGUUAAUCAUGGCGCAGCGCAGAGUAAAAACGACGAGAAACCGAUAAUCAGUCCGGGAGAAAUAAUAUACACCGUUAAAAAAGAAUACGAAAGUGAACCGGAAUCAGAAAAUAUUCGGCCGAAGAAAAUGGCGGACCUCGGCCCAAGAAAGUUCGAGGGAAUUGGUCCGAUAACCAAAGAGGGAAUUCCUCUGGUCUUGAGAUCGGAAGUCAAGGAGAACAAUCAAGCCAAAUGGUACAAAAAAAUGUACGACUCAUUACAUCGCGCCGAACAUGACGACGACUACAUUACGAUUCGGUACAAACCACGAAGAGGGACCAGAUACGGCUACGGAAGUGCCAGUGGUUAUCUCAGCGAACCGGAACCACGUGGUAACGUUGAAAAAAGUGCAACCCUCGACAGUCGUCGUAGACAGAGGAACAAGGAAAAUGAUUUUUCGACUUCGACUAUCCCGAGAAAAAACGGAUCAUCUGUUAAGCCCACAACUGAAAUUUAUCGGAAUCAACCAGGUCGCAUAGAAGAUUACGAACCAGGGCGAUCGUCGAUAGCUGACAAAGAAACUAAAGAGUGGUGGGACGAGGUCAUGGACAUAUUUGACGGGUGGUUGGACGAAAACGUGAGCCCUCGAGAGCGCGCAUUGAGCGAGAUAACGAGCCGAGAUCAUCGUCGUCUGUCGGAAUCUUCUCGCGGUCAACCCGGUCUAAGUCUUUCCUACAUGCAGGGGAUAUGCCCGAAACGAUCUUCGGAUAUUAACGUCGACGUUAAAAGUCCGUUCGAACAGCACAGUACCCAUACUGCGAAACCCUACAUGUCCCAUGCCCUGAAAGAAUCUGGCUACGAGAGUGACUCUACUCUGGUCUUCCGUCGACGCGAAGACGCCAGCCCUCUGAGUCCCUUGGAACAAAGACUAGCUUACAAAACUGUCCAACGUGGAGGUGACGUCCCUCUACACGGCCUUCGUAAACCAGCCCCAGAACGUCCGAAGGAGUACGACACCGCACCCCCGCCGCCGCCAAAAGCUCCACACUACAAAGGCGAUCGCCAAGAGUCGCCCAGACGAUAUGUGGAGGGUGAGGUGACCAUUCAUUACCGUUCACCAGUUCGCACAGAGGCCAAAGAAGUCCUUACGGAAGCGGAAUUGGCGCGAAGGAGCGCCGAAAACAUGCGACGAGUUUAUCAGGAGGAAAGACGGCGCAAAUAUUUGCAGGAGUUACACGACAUCGACUCUCGUCGUCACACCGAUAAUUUCACGCCCUCCCAAAAAUCGCCGAUCCCGUUGAAUCGAUACGACGAUUUCGUCGAUGAUCUUAGCCACAGAAGUCGCUCGCAGGAGCAAACGCCCGAGCCUCGUCUGGUCGCGAAAGCGCUUUAUAAUUUCGUUGGGCAAUCGUCGCGCGAACUUACUUUCCGAAGAGGUGAUAUUAUCUUCGUACGACGUCAGGUAGACAAGAAUUGGUACGAGGGCGAGCACAACGCCAUGAUCGGUCUGUUUCCAUUCAACUACGUCGAGAUCCUUCCGUACGAUGGGAUCAGAACAACAACGCCCAAAAAACCGUACGAAGGACAGGCCAGAGCGAAGUUUAAUUUCGUCGCACAGACUACCCACGAAUUGUCGCUAGUCAAAGGGGAUCUCGUCGUCCUGACGCGAAGGGUCGAUCAAAAUUGGUACGAGGGUAGAAUCGGGAACAGGAAGGGAAUCUUCCCGAUUUCUUACGUCGAGGUACUCGUUGAGCCAGGAGUCAUCAGAUCGGAAACCCCAGCCCAGAAUAAGCCGGUCGCAGCCCCAGCGGCGCACAGUCUAUUAUCAAACGGCUCAGCUGGUGGAAAACUUAGCAUGGGUCCCCAUCAUUACACGCCGUCUAUUCCGACGAACACCAACGCAGCUCAGGCCCAUUACAAUUCACUGCCUCGCAUGGGUGGAACCAAAUUACACGUGGCUCCGGUGAAUGAAACUCUUCAUAUCGAUACCCACUCUGAACCCCUUCGAUACCGAGCCCUGUACAACUACAGGCCGCAAAAUGACGACGAAUUAGAAUUAAGGGAAGGCGACUCGGUCUACGUGAUGGAAAAAUGUGACGACGGAUGGUUCGUAGGAUCGAGUCAAAGAACGGGAUGCUUUGGAACAUUUCCCGGCAAUUACGUUGAGCGAUUGUGAGAACGGGAGGUACCGACGAUGAGAAAAAAAAAAUUACAAAAAUGAAAAAAUGGCGGAUUAAACCGCUGGAAAAAAGUAACUAAUAAUUAUGAUAAUGUAACAACACAGUACGUCUAAUUAAUUUCAACGCCGAAUACAUAUUACAAUCAUUUCGAUUAUUAUUUCUUUAUUUUCGUCUUGUUUUCAUAUAGAAUCGCGUGUGCUCGAGAUCAGAAAUCUUGUUAAUUUAGUCUUCCCCUAAUUUACCUAACCGCAUGAAUUUGAAAUCACGACAUCAAUCGUACAUAGAUUAUACAUAAAGCUCGUUAGCGUUAUAAGCAUAACGGCGAAUUGCACAUACGAAUACUCGAUUAUCGCGUAAUAUACAUAAAUAUAGAAUAAUAUAUAUAAAUAUUCGAAUCAUUGUACUACUAAAACGUCAUGAAGGAAAGAAGAAAAUGAAGUUGCAUCUACCAAAAAUAAAGUAGACGGUAAAAUAAGUAUAACAAAUACAUAAAAUAUGUAUAACUAAAUAUGUAAGGUAACAUUAAAUGUGUAAGUAGUGUAUAAUAACAAUAUAGUAAUUUAUUAAUACGAAAUACUUAUAAAAUAAAAUUUCUAUAUGACUGUGAAAUUACGAUCUACAGUGUUAAUUCAUCGUUGAUAGAUUUUCUGUUUUCACAAAUAUAUAUGAUCAUAUGCCUAUAGCGGAAAAACGAAAUAUACGAUAAGUUAAAUGAAACUACAAACAGAAGAAGACGAAAAAAUAAUAAUUAUUGCAACAAAAUCAUUGUUAUAGUUAAAAUUUUACACCUGCAAUUGUCAAACCUUGCGUGUUCCCACCAAUAUUUCGAUCACAAGUUGCUAGAUCAAUCGGUAAACCAAUGAAGUAUAAAUUAAGCUCUUAGAAAAUCGUAAAUCUUCGAUGAUAGUUUUGAUUCAGUUUUACGCGUCACAAAUAAAUAGGAGCUUUCGAAGACUCGCUGUAUCAAUAGAAAAAAUAAUUCAUCAUCGACGAUAGUUUAUUUAAUUCUACUAGAGUUGAAUUAAUGUAUAUUAAUCGUAAAAUGUUGACGUAAGUUAUACGAAGAUAAAAUAUUUGCUAUUUGCUGUACAAGAAAAUAAAGUAAGAUCACGACUAACGAUCAUCGGAAUCACAAAGUUCAACUGCGCGUUUGAUAAAUAAUAUGAACGUGCCUACGUCAUGAUGAUUCGACGUCAAUGAAAAAAAUGAUAAUCAUAAUUAUUAAAUUUUUCAUGUCCGAAAAGUUUUUUUACGAUUAAAUGUCAUUUGAGUCACUCAAAUUGUAACAGCCGUUUUUCAAACCGAAAAAUAUUAAGGCUAAACUGUGUUAAGAAUGAUUUUGAUCAAAAUAAUUGAAACAAAAAAGUUUAUACUUAAUUGAGCCUAAAUUAUUCGGACAUAGAUCUUUGGUACGAACGUAAAUUUAUACUACAUAUUAUACACGAUUAUGAUUGAAAAUUUGCCUUCCCAAAUUCAUAUUUUUGUAAAGAUUAUUUAUAUUUAGAGUUAUAGUAUGACUUGAGAACCUAUAUAUAACAUUAUGUAUAAAUAUAUAUUAUAUAUAUACACGUAGAAUAAUUAUCACCUAUUACAUUUUAUGCGUAGCAUGUGGAGGUAACGAUGCGGAUAAAAAUUUGACGUACCAAACAGAUUUGAAAAAAAAAAAACGCCGUACCCAAAAUAUCAUUCAACAUUUCAUCGAUCUUAUUAUCAAUGAUAAUCGGAUACUCAAAGUACACAGUGUAAUUACAAGACAGAAACAAAUCACAUGACAUUAAAUGUAAACUAAAAAUUACAGUGUAAUAUGAUAAUCACCAUCCUAACGAUAAUAGGUACAUAGAAAUUUGCCUAAUAGAAAUUAGAAGGAUGAAAAGGAUAAUAUUGAAAACUAAUUAGCAUCAUUAUCAUUUAUACAUAACAUAUCACAUGCACACCAGUUGUCCAUGUGAUGUAAAGAAAUACGCGGUUCAAAAUCAGACAAUACUAAUGAUAAAAACUAUAAAUUCAUUAAUAUAAUUAUAUUAUAGUACACAUACGAGUAUAAGAAAUGAUCGAAGAAGCGCUAACGUAGAUAAUUAAUUGUGCAGGAAAAGAGUGGGGAAUCUUGUACAAAUCUUUGGACAAGCUUCUGGCCGGUUACUAAUUAAUCGUACUGACCCAAAAGCUGUGUACAUUACACACUAACAUAUCUGGCGAUAAUUAUAUAUCAGUUACAUCUCAUUCGCAUAUGUAAACAGCCUAAAACACGUGUGGAUUCGAACGGACCCGCUGUUCUACCAGAAAAAGAUAAUCUUGUUAAAUUAUGAUUGCAAUCGUCGUCGAUCCUUUUGCGUACAUCUAGUUUUUUUUUUCUUUUUUCGCCUAAUGUUUUCGAUUGACAAAAUUUACUACCUUUACCUCUGUUGCUCCGUUAAAUAAUAUAGCCGCGUUAUCGCAUGUUGGAUUCUUUAAUAUUAAAUUUAUGAUUACCUUGUAAUACAAUUAGCGCUAAUGACGUCACUAUAAUAUGCAUUGUACACUUGAUAUAUGAAUAAAAUCCUAGUCUAUUA